GCGUCACUUCCUUGCCCAUCCCAACGAGGAGGGGGGAAAAAAAGAAAUAUCCGAGUACAGCGCCGCCAAGAAAUUGGCUACGAGGGGGGAAAAAAACACAAGAAAAUAGGAUUUUAAAGGAAGUCUGGAUCUGGGGGAAUAAGAAGUCGUAGUGUGAAUAGGAUUCAUCUACAUAUUUGUCUAAUUCCAAUGCCGCUCCACAAGUCGGGCCGGGGUCACCGCCUGGAUCCCACCAUGAUAUCUGCCCCGCUUGGCGACUUUCGCCACACCAUGCACAUCGGCCGUGGCGGAGACGCCUUCGGAGACACCUCCUUCUUGUCUAGUCACGGCCCCUCCAACACAGAGUCUUUUAAGUCCAUCACUUCUCCAGUGGAGGCCACCGUCAACUCCACAGAAGUGAGGCUAAAUCAUGAAGUUGAAAGCGAACCCCCUGAUGAACCAUUCACAGAACUCCAGCACUCAGAAUCAGUCUCGUCCUUCGAUCUGGACCUAGACCUGGGCCCAUCCAUUUUGGGAGAUGUGCUGGGAGUGAUGGAUGGACUGGGUUUGGGCAGCAAGUGGACGACAGGCAACGAAGGCGAAGAAGAAGUGUUUAUUUCCGGUAAGAGCAGUGCAGAUGGUGGGAUAUCACCCAAUGGUGCAACCUGUGAGCUGAACGAGAAGAGGAUAGACAGCCUGAACAGAGGAGAGGAGCAUCUAAACGAUGUCAACGGAAUCAGAUCUAAGGGCCUCCGGCCCAAGGUGCGAUUUAGCGACAGAAAAGAGGAGAUCGUUGGUCGGCAGUAUGUAGGUGGUGAAUUAGAGCUGGAAUGUGAGAAGGAAACAAGUACAGGUCCAGAUAGGGGUUUGGAGGUGAGGGCUGAAGGAAUGGCUAAUAAAGGAGCAGUGAAACCAGAGCUGACGAAUCACCGGCCAGACAUCAGUCCCAGUCCAUCUUCUUCAGUGAGCUCAGAAUAUGAAGGCAUCUCCCCGUUGGACAGGAGGAGAGAGGAGGAUCAUCUGUCAGAGUCGGAUUCAGACGAAGAGGGCGUCGCAGGAGAGCAGGGCUAUACAUUUGAGGACGAGUCGGAUGAUGAGAUCGGCCUUUAGGAGUCUGUUGCUGGGUAUGUAAAGACCAAGCACAGAAAAGCAUGCGCAACAUGCCUUUCUGAAUAACAUAUAAAGGGAGAAACAACCAAAGUGAAAACACCUCUACAAAACAGGAGGAACUGGACUUGUAGUUAAUAGAAAAAUGUUAUAAACAUAAAUAGAGGUUGAAAAAUGUAUAAAAAUUACUUUUCAAUGCUCUAAGAUAAACAAUAGUUUUUCAUGAAAAAUAAUGUUUUUUGGGGUAGAACUGUAGUAUUAUAAUGAAAUGCCAUUUCUAUUAGUACUAUUAGUCUCACUAAAGCCCUAAAUAAUGGAAAACUUUUAAUAUUUAAUAUUGUAAAACAGUCUUGAUAAACAGUUAUAAUGGGUUUAAUAUUGUUGCUAUCAUACAUUGUUAAACUGGGAUCUCUUAAGUUUUAAACCAUAUUACCUGGGACAUGUAGACAUGCCGUCUAUUUUUACUUGUUUCAUAAACCAUCUCAAUACAGCAGUAAGAGGUCGAGCCAAAUACCAGUAUUUUUACAAACGUUGGUUCACAAUUUUAUGUCCUUUAGUGUAUUAGUCUCUUUUUAAAGAAACACCAUAUUAUUUUUUUAUUACUAUAGGCCAAAAGUAAAGCGAGAAGCUUUCAUUUACUUAAACAAAUUUAUUCUAAUUAAUGUUUUUAAUUCUGUUACGAGAAUACAUGAGUGAAUUGUGGUAUCUGUGUAUAAAUACACUAUCGGCAAGUACGUUGUUGCUAAGGUAAAAAAAAACAUGUCAAGUAAUGUCGGUGUAAUAUUCAUAGUGGCAUUUUUAAAAAAAAGCCAGCUGGUCUUAACUGAGCUAUAUGCGUGAGCUCUGGAGAGUUUACUGGUGAAUUCUGGGUGUUCCUGUGAGAGCGAUAAACACAAUGGGUGGAAAAAACAGUGGGUGGACAUCAUGCUUCUAGUUCGCAGGUGCUCGGCUUACUACAACCAGCACAGUUUGAGAUAGUGCUUAUUGCUAUUGCUCUGCUUCACUUUAGGGAGUUUGGUGUAAUCUGACACACAGCCUGGUAUCUGCUGUUUUUGAGCUUAAGGUACAUGGAGAGAAUACAGUAUCCUGAUACUGAAAGAACAUUGAAAAUAAAACAGUUGGAAAAGCUAAUAUAAAAAAAAUGCUGUUUAACUAAUUUAAAAACUGACUUUUAUGGUUCUCUGUACAUUUUCACUGCUAAUCUGUGCAGCAUUACGCCGAGGACACGCUCCCGGCCUCAUCCUGAAGUGUCAUCACUUCUAGUGGUCCGUGCACGUGACAUUUGUGUAUUCACUUCUCUGUUUAGAUAAAGGGAAAGGUUGUAAGGAUUGUUUAAGGUGAUAGCAAUAUUGUAUGCAUUAUCGAGUACAUCGUCAUGUAUGUCGAUGAUCAGCGCAUGCCUGUAAAGCAGAGGAUGAAACUUAGUGUGCUUUUACCACUUUAAAUAACUAUGUACCUAUUUUAAACUGACUUCAAUUAUAUCUGUUUGAUUUAAUAACCAGUCAUUGGAGUUUACAUGUCUCAUAGUGACCACCACACCUAUUAAAAGACCUGUGUAUUCCCUCUGAAAUAAAACCUUUAGAGCCAAAUCAGAAUAGCUGGAGAACUGCCUACUGGUUUAAACUGGAUGUAUUGGGAGGUAAUUGUGGGAAUUACUUAGUAAUUGUAGGAAUUACUUAUUGUUAGGUAAUUGCUUAGUUUCACAGGAUUUGUUUAAAGUAUCAAACUGCAUGACUUUUUUUUUUCUCAAACAAUGUCUUAAAUGUUUCUUUUUAUAAAAUAACCAUCUAUUCACUUGUAAAUAACUCGAUAUAAUAAUUAAACACCUGACAGUUUGGUCUUGGGGUGUUUUUUUCUUUUAUGUCCUUACACAUAUGAAUCAUGUUUUAAGAGUAUCUCAUCUAAGACUCUAAGCUAUAUACACCGAUCAGGCAUAACAUUAUGAGUAGUGAUGGGUGAAGUGAAUAACACUGAUGAUCUCCUCAUCAUGGCACCUGUUAGUGGGUGGGAUAUAUUAGGGAGCAAGUGAAGAUUUUGUCCUCAAAGUUGAUGUGUUAGAAGCAGGAAAAAUGGGCAAGUGUAAGGAUUUGAGUGAGUUUGACAAAGUGCCAGAUUGUGAUGGCUAGACGACUGGAUCAGAGCAUUUCCAAAACUGCAGCUCUUGUGGGGUGUUCCCGGUCUGCAGUGGUCAGUAUCUAUUAAAAGUGGUCCAAGGAAGGAACAGUGGUGAACCAGUGACAGGGUCAUGGGCGGCCAAGGCUCAUUGAUGCACGUGGUGAGUGAAGGCUGGCCAGUGUGAUCCGAUCCAACAGACGAGCUACUGUUGCUCAAAUUGCUAAAGAAGUUAAUGCUGGUUCUGAUAGAAAGGUGUCAGAAUACACAGUGCAUUACAGGUCAGGGCUGUUUUUGCAGCAAAAGGGAGACCACACAAUAUUAGGCAGGCGGUCAUAAUGUUAUGCCUGAUCGGUGUCUAUCCUCCACUAUUAUUUUACAUAGGUAAUCAGUUUGCAAGAUGAACUGAUCUCGAUUUUUAAAGCCACUUCAGUCACUAACAGCCACUUUUUUACAUUAUAACGUUUAACCUUUGCACAGCCUUCAGCAGACGAAUCGAACUUUCAGUCGAAACAAUACAGGCAGACGGUGUAACAGACAUUACAUCACAAAUCACCUCACCUUCCAGUUGAGUUUCAAAAGACUUGUUUUGAGCCACAUUGUUAACUUCAAAUGCAGACAUUCAGCUGAAAUCUCAAAAAUGCUGUUAGAUUUGGAGCUUAGUUACAUCGCUAGGUACUGACAGCAUUCCAGACUAUAAAUAAAUAUUUGGGCCGCUGUCAUUUUAAAGAAAAGGUACCACAACAUUAUAGUCAAAAAUAUCUCUCGAUCCAGAUUUUCACUUUCAUGUGCAACCGUCAUUUAACCGAUAAAUCACUCCGCAUGGUGCUGCUUAAACCCUUGCCAAAUUGAAAUAUAUUACCUCAGAAUCACUAUUUAAAUGCAACCCGGUUUAUAACGUCCACUGUGAACGGCCAAACAGAAACCAACCCUGCUGUUUUAGUAGCUAAUGACAAUCAGUUGUGUAAAUUAGUUCAGUAACCACUCUGUGACGAUGAUGAUGUCGUAAAUCAGAGAGCAGAAGGAGUACUGCUUUUCUGAUUAAACUAUUUGUUAAACCAGUUCUGCCUGUAAGCUCUUGAAGUACUUGCGUUUAUGUGUACACCAUGGAAGACUGCACUUCAUGUAUGUAAUGCUUUUGGUAUUGACAUUAUCUUUCUGAUAUUGAGAUCUGCAAUAAUAAAUAUAUUUCUUUACUUCCUA
Molecule: messenger RNA, 4401 nt
Organism: Hemibagrus wyckioides
Lineage: Eukaryota; Metazoa; Chordata; Actinopteri; Siluriformes; Bagridae
Gene: cdc42ep5
Product: CDC42 effector protein (Rho GTPase binding) 5
Exons: 2
Coding region: 190-1089 (299 amino acids)
Source: RefSeq, a predicted model, not a curated record